Molecule: messenger RNA, 2404 nt
Organism: Penaeus chinensis
Lineage: Eukaryota; Metazoa; Arthropoda; Malacostraca; Decapoda; Penaeidae
Exons: 4
Coding region: 215-1243 (342 amino acids)
Source: RefSeq, a predicted model, not a curated record
UUUGCCAUCCAACUCCACAAGAUAUAAAUCUGGGACCCACGACUGGCCUUCCUGCCAUCACAUACUUGACCUUAGUCCCACUCUGCGACCUUCGCCCCGCCCUCCCCCAGCUGCCUGACACCACACGCCACCAGCUGUGACUCAGUUCUCCUGCGUCGCUCGUCCUGUGGAGGUGAUCCCGGUAAUUUUUACAUCUGCCUCUUUGUGGCUCUCGAUGAUGGCAGCCGCUCCAGUGGUGGUAGUGGUGUUAGCACUGUUGGCAGGGGGAGUAUCAGCGUGCGGCUCGGGGUCCCAGCAACCUCGCCGACCUGUUCCUGUGGCUACCACGCCGGCGCCCGCCCCCGGACUCUGCUCCGGAGUGGCUCUGCUGCACGGCACUUUCUCGGACAUCCGGCAAAGCGUAUUACGUGAACUGUGCCUCAGGGUCCACCAGCACGUGCACCUCAAGACUUCGCAGCGUUCGGCCCCCAACCCCAAGCAACAGCCAAAGCGCACGGAGCAGGCGGCGGCGCUGAACCUCCACCGCGACAGCUUCAGUGAUCAGGUCAGGUGGGAAGCGGGAGAGGCGAGUGACGUCAUCAACACGGCAAACUGGUAUGUGGACGCGGAGGUGCCGCUGAGCAAUGGUUACACUUGGUACCAACAUGGCCUGCCCUUGUGGCCGCUGCUGGACCAAACACUUACACAGAAGGAGACCAUCCUGGGCAAGAAGAAGAAACUCAACUGGCCCAAUUAUGCAAUCGCGACGCCACUGUACGUCGCGCCCCUGGAAGCCUCCAACAGCCGUGAUCUUGCCAUCUCCGUCAGGAAGCUCUUCGCUGGGGACACUGCAAGGCCCGAGCAACAGAGCGCUAGCCAGAACACCUUCGCCAACAGCAACAAAUUCCAGUCUACCGUUCUGGAUUUCAUCAAAGACCAUUUUCAAGACCAAUUCGGUUACAUGCGUUCAGAUAUCGGUCAGACCUUCGGCGAGACCGAACGGUGGAUCCAACCGCUCAUAAAGCAAAGUCUGCGCCCCAUGUUGGAGUCUUUCAUGAAGAGGCAGAAGACUCGAGCGCCAAAGAGCAGAGAUGUGGCGACGUGUCCCGAUGAGGUGUACUUAUUCUUCCUGCAGAAGCCGUGCCCGACGGCCUCGGCCUGCCAGGUCAUCCUCGAUAUCCAGCAAGAACUGAGAGUCACCAACUGCGUCAACACCGAUGUUGUGGUCGGUUACACCACAGCGAGAUCCGCGCCCCAUGGCUAAGAGCUGUGACCGCGACAGAGACUCACUUACUAGGAUGGGCUUUUGAUGAUCUUAAUUUCACAUACAUAACAGUACGUUCUCUCAUUGAAGUUGUGUUUAGGCCUACACAUCUAUCUUAUUUUAGUUUAGUCCUUUAUUUACCACCCUGGCUAACUGUACCGGUGUGCAAAUGUGUGUGUGUUUGUGUGGUACAUUUGAAGUAUGGUCAUAACAUUAUAUAAUGGUAAACUGUCUCAGUGGUUACCAAACUGGGUGUCGCGGUGGACUGCAAGGCAUAGGGGUUGGCAUUUGAAUUCCAAAUUACUAUGACUGUUUAGGUGAACUUCAUAUUUUCCCUUUGUGCUUAUAAUCUAUGUUUAUUUUGUUUUGAGAUGCAGCGCUUCGUGGUAAAGAUAAGGGUACACUGUGGACUUGGUUCAAGAAAAGAGUGUCACAGAAGGGAUUUUCACUGAAAAAGGGGAACCAUUGGUCUGUCUAUACAUAUGUGGAUACAUACAGAUGCAGAAAAUAAUGGACACACAAGAACAUACACAUUAUCUGAAACACACGCUAAAGUACGCACACACAUGCAGUCACAAACUUAUACAUACAUGUAUAUAUCAGUUCAUAUGUGUCGCAUACCGUAUUAUAGAAAGAAACGAAGGUAUUAAACACUAUUCAAAUUAUUAGCUUUUGAUUGCAUUACAUUUACUCAUCAGUGAAUAAAUAUAUUUAAACAUCCCACCACACAAAUUAUCACACACAUGCAGCCAAAACCGGGUUGCCAGAUGAAUAAGCGUUUUGUUCCUUCACAAUACUGAGGGACAGUUGCUGGAAACAUCUAGUAUAUUUCUUGACUGCUCCUGAAAUUUUGGCGAAAAAUGGUAUGUCUUAAUUAUUAGUUUCACAUGUGUGUUCAUAAUUAUCCAUGCCUAAUAAAAGCGGUACGAUAAAAUAUAAUUAAAAUUAAUCAUCAGAUUAUCACUUCAAAUAUAUCAAAUUAGAUUAUAUCUAAUUAGCAUUGAUUUUAGUGUUCUGAUGCCAAACCUUAAAAUUUGUUUCAUAAUUUUAAACUCAAAUAUAUCAUGUCGCGAUCGCUUAUCGUUGAAGCAUAUACAGGUGUUUAAUGAAUAAUUUCCACCAUGCAACUAAAGUUAUAUAGAAUAAAGGUGUAUUCCCUUA